GCCGGGAGCCGGGUAGGCGCACGCUCGUACGGCGGCCGCAGCGGCAGGGCGGGGCCGCGGAGGAGCGGGUGGCGGCGGAGGACGCCCCCGGGGACGCGACUCGCUCCCCUCGGAGUCUCUGUCGCACCUCGGAAAGGUACCGGCGGGGGGGACCCGAGGGCUUUUCCACGCGGCCAUGGGCGACGUCGGGGGGCCAGCGCGGCCGGGGGCGCCGCUGCCCACCUUCCGCUGGGAGCAGAUCCGCCCGCACAACCUCCCGGGCGACAAGUGGCUGGUCAUCGAGCGUCGCGUCUACGACAUCAGCCGCUGGGCACAACGGCACCCGGGGGGCAGUCGCCUCAUUGGCCACCACGGCGCUGAGGACGCCACGGAUGCCUUCCACGCCUUCCACCAGGACCUCAAUUUCGUGCGCAAGUUCCUGCAGCCCCUGCUGAUUGGAGAGCUGGCCCCGGAGGAGCCCAGCCAGGAUGGACCCCAGAAUGUGCAGCUGCUGGAGGACUUCCGAGCCCUGCGCCAGGCCGCUGAGGACAUGAAGCUGUUUGAGGCCAAGCCCGCCUUCUUCGCUCUCUUGCUGGGCCACAUCCUGGCCAUGGAGGUGCUCGCCUGGCUCACCAUCUACCUCUUCGGCCCGGGCUGGGUGCCCAGCACCCUCGCCGCCCUUGUCCUGGCCACCUCCCAGGCUCAGUGCUGGUGUCUGCAGCAUGACCUGGGCCAUACCUCCGUCUUCAGGAAGUCCCAGUGGAACCACGUGGCCCAGCAGUUUGUGAUGGGGCAGCUGAAGGGCUUCUCUGCCCACUGGUGGAACUUCCGCCAUUUCCAGCACCACGCCAAGCCCAACAUCUUCCACAAAGACCCAGAUGUGACCGUAGCGCCCGUCUUCCUCCUGGGGGAGUCGUCCGUCGAGUACGGCAAGAAGAAGCGCAGAUACUUGCCCUACAAUCACCAGCACCUGUACUUCUUCCUGAUUGGCCCACCGCUGCUCACCCUGGUGAACUUUGAAGUGGAGAAUCUGGCGUACAUGCUGGUGUGCAUGCAGUGGACUGACUUGCUCUGGGCCGCCAGCUUCUACUCCCGCUUCUUUCUGUGCUACGUCCCCUUCUACGGCCUUCCUGGGGUGCUGCUCCUCUUCGUUGCUGUCAGGGUCCUGGAGAGCCACUGGUUUGUGUGGAUCACACAGAUGAACCACAUCCCUAAGGAGAUCGGCCAUGAGAAACACCGGGACUGGGCCAGCUCUCAGCUGGCAGCCACCUGCAAUGUGGAGCCUUCGCUCUUCAUCGACUGGUUCAGCGGGCACCUCAAUUUCCAGAUCGAGCACCACCUCUUCCCCACGAUGCCAAGGCACAACUACCGUAGGGUGGCCCCACUGGUCAAGGCGCUGUGCGCCAAGCACGGCCUCAACUAUGAGGUGAAGCCCUUUGUCACCGCCCUGGUGGACAUCGUUGGGUCCCUGAAGAAGUCUGGAGACAUCUGGCUGGAAGCCUACCUCCACCAGUGAUGGCGGUACCCAGGGCCUCAGCAACCAACAAGCUGGCCCAGGCAGCUUGACCCCUCUGCGCCCCCCUGCCCCCACCUAGGGGGACCUGCCCGCCCUUCUGGAGCUGCUGUCCUCACCUCACCUGCCCCCCACACACCUGUCUGCUUGGCAGCCCUGAGGCCAUGGCUCUUGGCCAAACAGGACCAGGGCUAGGGGAUGGUACAGAAAGCCACACAGCAUGGCAUGUUUUCCUAGAGCAAAAAUUUAGGGAAAACAGUUAUUUUUAUAUAAAAAUAAACCCAGAAAAAUGGUG
Molecule: messenger RNA, 1787 nt
Organism: Suricata suricatta (meerkat)
Lineage: Eukaryota; Metazoa; Chordata; Mammalia; Carnivora; Herpestidae
Gene: FADS3
Product: fatty acid desaturase 3
Exons: 12
Coding region: 176-1495 (439 amino acids)
Biological process (GO): lipid metabolic process
Cellular component (GO): membrane
Molecular function (GO): oxidoreductase activity, acting on paired donors, with oxidation of a pair of donors resulting in the reduction of molecular oxygen to two molecules of water
Source: RefSeq, a predicted model, not a curated record